Messenger RNA from Brenthis ino (lesser marbled fritillary), 921 nucleotides. NCBI's taxonomy places the organism in Eukaryota, Metazoa, Arthropoda, Insecta, Lepidoptera, Nymphalidae. The record is from the annotation of a GenBank genome assembly.
AUGAAGAAAAAGGUUCUAUUGAUGGGAAAGAGUGGAUCUGGCAAAACGAGUAUGAGAUCCAUAAUAUUUGCUAACUAUAUAGCAAGAGAUACACGGCGGCUAGGUGCUACAAUUGAUGUUGAACAUUCACAUGUCCGGUUUCUGGGUAAUUUAGUCCUUAAUUUAUGGGAUUGUGGAGGCCAAGAAGCAUUCAUGGAAAAUUAUUUUGCAUCUCAGAGAGAUAAUAUUUUCAGGAAUGUUGAAGUCCUUAUAUAUGUUUUUGAUGUUGAAAGCAGAGAGAUGGAAAAGGAUAUGCAUUACUAUCAAUCUUGCCUAGAAGCUAUUUUACAGAACUCUCCUGAAGCCAGAAUAUUCUGCCUAGUACAUAAAAUGGAUCUUGUAGCUGAAGAACGGCGGGAAGAAAUUUUUAAAACUCGUGAGGAAGACUUGAAAAGGCUCUCUAAACCACUUGAAUGUACCUGUUUUAGAACUAGUAUAUGGGAUGAAACACUCUACAAGGCAUGGUCCAGUAUAGUGUACAAAUUAAUACCCAAUGUUAAAGCACUAGAAUCAUCACUGAGACAGUUUGCCGCUAUAGUGGAUGCUGAUGAGGUGUUACUAUUCGAGCGCGCGACGUUUCUCGUGGUGUCGCACUGCCAGCGGCGGCCGCACCGCGACGCGCACCGCUUCGAGAAGGUCUCCAACAUCGUGAAACAGUUCAAGCUGUCGUGCUCCAAGCUCGCCGCGCAGUUCCAGAGCAUGGAGGUGAGAAACAGUGUAUUUGCAGCGUUCAUAGACGGCUUCACAAGCAACACCUACGUCAUGGUCGAGAUGUCGGACCCCAAAAUACCGUCUGAAGCAACACUCAUAAAUAUACGAAACGCAAGAAAACACUUUGAAAAACUAGAAAAAGUAUCCUCUAGUGCCCCCAGCCAGUACCAG